AUGGAGAAAAAGAUUUAUGAUGCAGCCCUUCAUGGAAAUGUCAAUAUUCUUCAUGAAUUGCUCCAAGAAGAUAAAUCAAUUCUUGAUAGAGUUUCUUUAAAUUGUACCAACAAUUAUACUCCUCUGCAUAUAGCAGCAAUGAGAGGGCAUGAAGAAUUUGUCAAAGUAAUAUUGGCUCAAAGCCCUGAGCUAUCUACUGAGCUAGAUUCGCGUCAAAAAUUGUCACCCCUUCAUUUGGCAUCAGCUAGAGGGCAUUCGAAGAUUGUGGAGGCAUUGGUAAAUGCUAAUCCUGACAUGUGCUUGGUUCUUGAUCGAAAUGGCAGCAACCCUCUUCAUCUUGCAGCCGUCAAAGGCAGAGUCAAGGUUUUGGAAAUGCUGGUUGAUUCAAGGCCGUUUGCAGCUAGAGAAAAGACCAAACGUGGGGAGUCUAUUUUGCAUGUGUGUGUGAAGUAUAAUCAGUUGGAUGCCCUGAAGAAGCUGGUGGAAAUUGUGGAUGAUGAGGAGUUCUUAAAUCAGAAGGAUGGCGAUGGCCUCAGCAUAUUGCAUUUGGUUGUUAUUUCCAAGCAAAUUCAGGUAUUACAAGAACAGUUUGAAUAUAUUGAUAUUAAUGUCAAAUUGAUUAUGUGUACCUUCUUCCUUUUUAAGAAAGGGAUUGGUGAGAAAGAGCAAAAUGAAAGCAGUAGUCGGACACGGCUUUCUUGUAGAACGUGA
Coffea eugenioides is the source of this 711-nucleotide messenger RNA. RefSeq names its product ankyrin repeat-containing protein ITN1-like. Bases 1 to 711 code for a protein of 236 amino acids. Gene Ontology annotation, molecular function: protein binding. The transcript has a single exon. Lineage: Eukaryota; Viridiplantae; Streptophyta; Magnoliopsida; Gentianales; Rubiaceae. The record is from RefSeq and is a predicted model, not a curated record.